Molecule: messenger RNA, 3165 nt
Organism: Aspergillus oryzae RIB40
Lineage: Eukaryota; Fungi; Ascomycota; Eurotiomycetes; Eurotiales; Aspergillaceae
Product: ubiquitin-specific protease UBP2
Exons: 8
Coding region: 1-3165 (1054 amino acids)
Biological process (GO): proteasome-mediated ubiquitin-dependent protein catabolic process; protein deubiquitination; regulation of proteasomal protein catabolic process
Molecular function (GO): proteasome binding; cysteine-type deubiquitinase activity
Source: RefSeq, a predicted model, not a curated record
AUGCACACAGUACUGACAUGGACAACCCGACGACCAGGCAAGACCGCCCCCCGUCUUGUACAAGAUAUAUACGAAUAUGAUCCUGCUCACCCUCCAGCGACCGGCCGCAAUCUGCUCGCGGACGUCCCGCCAGUGUUUCCUGAAUAUUACAAUGGACCGCUAGAACAUAUCUCAUCGGCGGCAUGCCGCCAUAAUUUUGUAUCGAAACCAGCACAGAGUUAUGUCCCUCAGUCGGAACAAGGCAACACUGGAGCCUCUACAAAGGUGUCGGCUGUGUGCUUGAUGUGCCGCUAUCAUCUGCAAGUUGAGGUGAGCUCUACGCCCGGUAUUGGUCAACCUAGCACGAGAUUUUCAGACCACGUACAUCAUCUGGUAUAUAAGUCCGGAAAGCACAGAGGCGGCGCAGCGCCGGAGGAGGUCAGUCCCAAGGGACAGAUGCUGGAGAUGUUCCAUUAUGAAUGUUCAUAUUUGUCUUGCUCCGUCGCAGUAUCUUUGCGGUUCGCCUCACCUGUGCUUAAUGAUGACCGGGUGCGACUGUUGACAGACCCCGAAGUGCUGCGACAGCGGGCGAACGAGGCAUUUGCAGCCCAUCCUGACCGUCUGGAAGGAGUUGCUCCACCCACACCUAUCAAUGUCUUGCUGAACCUGCGUACAUAUAUCAGCAACGCUCUUCUUGAUAGCCAACAAAGCAAGUCAAUCUCAGCAGUUAAUAAAAGAUUUAUGACGUGUUUCGGAGUUGAAGGGAAGCCUUGCAAAGACCUGUUAGAAUUCCUGGGAUUUAGCUCUAAGAACGAAGGCUUUUGGGAACCUCCUCGACCGAAUCCGUGGGCAGAGUUUCCCUAUCGCGAUCAACUCAAGAUAUUUCUCGAUGACGUUAUACACGAACUUACAGCGCUCAUCGAACAGAGGCCAGUGGUAGAGAAGAAGGGCCACCAGCUAGAAUUUAUUCGUCAACCGGUCUUCAACGAUCUUCUCUAUGCACUGGGAUCUUUGGACUACCCGAAGGCCUCACGAUCAAGUGAAUUUCAGAUGGCUCCUCAACCUUACUACGAAGACCUGGGUGUUGUCGAGGACAUGGCGGCUUCAUCAAUCAUAGAGGCUUUUAACCGACAAGUCUCGGUGGAUCCUGCUAGGACUCCUGUCUACUUGAAGUGUCUGAAGUCAAUCGGGAUUCUCAGAGGAGGAGAAGAUGGUUCUCUUAUAGACCAGGCAGUUCAGGUAGCCUACUCCGAAGGGAAAUAUACCGAAGAGGACGUGGUUGAUGCCUACAAGUACUUUGGCCUAAGUCACGACGAUCAGCGACUCACGGAAGAAAGCAUCAUUGGGAAAUUCUAUGCUUAUCUAGGUGCCACUACUGCUGUUCAGGAGACUGAGACCCGCAGACAACUAUGGAGGAUAGGAGAUAGCAGGCGGAGUGAGCGGAUCAAGGCAGCAGCGGAAGAAAGGGUGUCAACUGCUGAGCAGGCCCGGGUUUUCCUUGGCGUCAGCGCUGAUACGCCUGAUGAUUUUGUUAUGGCAGUUUACACAGCUAAAGUCAAUGACAACCCAUCGAGCCGGGAUCUUGCUCGCCGUGCAGUCCAGCUGCUAGCAGAAGAGCGAAAAUCGGAAGCCUUGAAACAUUUUCUCAAGACAGGCGAAAUGACUGCCGGUGAGAUGGACGUUGCUGAUGCCUACCGUCUCCUUCAGAUACCCGACCGCACCGUGGAUGAGGGAGCAAUCAUGGCAGCAUACACUAUCUGUGUGGAUGAAGCUCCAGCACAAGCUGAGAACUACAAUCAGGCGUUGCGGAUUAUCGCGAAAGAUAAGAAUAGCCCUCUGCUGAGCAAUAUGGUUUCUGGUUCUACCACUAAACCUGACCGUAACUUGGCUGAAUGGCCAGUUGGACUGCAGAAUAUUGGCAAUACCUGCUACCUCAACAGUCUGUUGCAAUUCUAUUUUUCAAUUCGUCCAUACCGUGAUAUGGUCUUGGACUUCGAGAAAUUCAAAAUGGAGAUAAAUGAGGACAUGUUGGGCCAAAAACAGGUGGGGUCUCGCAAGGUUUCGCAAAAGGAGGUUGAGCAGUCCCAACGUUUCCUUAGCGAGUUGCGAACUCUUUUCAAUGACAUGAUCACUGCCCCAGCAACUUACGUUAUUCCCACCCAGGAGCUGGCGCGGUUGACGCUGAUCAGCCCGUCUAACGAAGCCGCUAUUCGUCGCCGGUCGACGCUGUCUGGAAUCAGACCUAGUGCUCUCGGUGAAAUCAACGGUGUGCCAGUUAUGGGACCUCUCGGGCCCCCACAGCUGACUCCGGAAAGUGAAGUCAAGGGGCCCAUAGCUCCCGAGCCAGAGAAACCCCAACGUUCAACGACAAGCGAUGUUGAUAGCGAGGCAACUCUUGUUUCUGAUGGCGCCAGGAUCGAUGCCACAGUCCCGUCUUCUAAUGACAAGGAACCCGAGCCUCUAGUUACAGAUCCUACAAAGAUGGACGUGCAGGACGUGUUAACCCCUGAGGCAGUUGAGUACCAACCAUCCGACAAACCGACUUCUGGUGAGCAGAAUGAGUUGUCUAGCCAGCCUCCUCCAGUUCCUCCACGGCCUGGUCCUCAACCUGACCCGCAGAAGCAACUUAUAGAGGAAGUAGAGAUUGGAGCUCAGCAGGAUGUGACAGAAGUAAUCAAUAAUGUCCUGUUCCAGAGUCAAUGUGCCAUCAAGCCAAUUUCGCUUGCUCCAGACGGUGAGCAGCUCGAUCAGGUGAAAGACUUGUUUUACGGCAAAGCCAAGUCCUACAUCCAAACAACUGAAGGAGUGCGAUCAAAGGAAGAAUGGUGGUGUGAUAUAAAGAUCGACGUCGCCACUGGAUCACGAGAUAUCUAUGCUGCCAUUGACGGUGCUUUUGACGUCCAGAAAGUUAGCGUAGGUAAUUCGGUGGCGGAACAGUUUAGUGCAAUCAGCAAGCUGCCGCCAGUUCUCCAGGUUCAGGUCCAGCGUGUCCAGUUCGAUCCUGUCAAGAAGCGCUCCUUCAAGUCCACCCACCAUUUAGAAUUGAAGGAGACUAUCUACCUUGAUCGGUAUAUGGACACCCAACAACCCGAAAUUUUGAAUCGCCGUCGUCAGUGUUGGGAAUGGAAAAAUGCAUUAAGAACGCUCGAGGCUCGUCGAGCAGAGUUGCAACGCCAAAGUGUAUGA